AUGUCGCCCUCCAAGAUAAUCAAGAUAGAGUACUUCAGGGUACCACCACGAUGGCUCUUCGUUCGUGUAGAAACAGCAGACGGUACCGUCGGAUGGGGUGAGAGUACUCUGGAAGGCCAUACGGAGGCAGUCGAAGGUGCCAUGAAAGAUCUCCAAGAGAGAUUUACUGGUGCAGAUGCCGACAAUAUCCAGGAUAUCUGGCAGACUGCAUACAUGAUGCGAUUUUACCGUGGAGGUCCUGUCUUAAUGGCAAGUGCCAGCCUGGACAUCGCACUUUGGGAUAUCAAAGGCAAGAGACUUGGAGUCCCGGUAUGGCAGUUGCUGGGUGGUAAGGUUCGAGAUCGCGUCAAAGUCUACGGAUGGAUUGGUGGUGAUCAUCCGAGCGACGUCUUGAACGCUGCCCUUGAACGGAAACAACAAGGAUUUACAGCUGUCAAGAUGAAUGGGACAGAUGCGGUAUCAUGGAUCGAUUCCCCGGAUGUUCUCAAGGGAACCGUGGAGCGCGUUCGUCAAGUUAGAGAAGAAGCCAAGAUGGAUGUUGGUGUGGAUUUUCACGGUCGAGUACAUAAGGGAAUGGCCAAGCAACUGGCUAAACUAUUAGAACCGUAUCAGCCCCUUUUUAUCGAAGAACCUUUAUUGCCCACACAUCCGGACGAGAUUGCGGAUAUCUCUAAACUUGUUUCGACACCCAUCGCCCUGGGUGAACGUCUUUACACGCGCUACGAAUUCAGACCUUACUUCGAGAAGCGUGCCAUUGAUAUUGCUCAGCCUGAUGUUUCUCACUGUGGGGGAAUUACAGAACUGAGAAAUAUCGCAUCACUCGCAGAGACAUAUGAUGUUGCAUUGGCACCGCACUGUCCACUAGGUCCCAUCGCAUUGGCUGCUUGUCUGCAAGUCGCCCUGUCUGCACCAAAUUUUGUUAUCCAGGAAAUGAGUUGGAAGAUGCACUACAACACCGAUGAUCCCGAGGCCGCGGAUUUGCACACGUAUAUGACAAACCCACAAAUCUUUAACAUCAAAGAAGGCCACAUUGACGCACUCCAAGGGCCGGGUAUUGGUAUAGAAAUUGCUGAAAAGCUUGUCCGGACCGCUUCAGAAAAAUAUACGUCCGACCGCUCAGCUUGGCGUAAUCCAGUCUGGAGAGGUUCGGACGGAGGUUUGAGAGAAUGGUAGAUGUACUGUGUUACUGUUUGGGGAUGUAUAAUUUCCUAGUACCUCACAAGUGCGUCCAGGCCGAAUUGAAUUCCCAGGUACAGUUAUCACGAUACAGAUCGAUCGCUUCGUGCCGAGCCUGAGGACCCUUCACGUUUUGUUCUCCUUCCGUCACCAAGCCACGUCCGCCACAAUAUAUCUUCUUGUUCCAUCAU
Messenger RNA from Desarmillaria tabescens, 1367 nucleotides. RefSeq names its product enolase C-terminal domain-like protein. NCBI's taxonomy places the organism in Eukaryota, Fungi, Basidiomycota, Agaricomycetes, Agaricales, Physalacriaceae. The transcript has 10 exons. The record is from RefSeq and is a predicted model, not a curated record. Gene Ontology annotation, molecular function: galactonate dehydratase activity. Gene Ontology annotation, biological process: amino acid catabolic process; D-galactonate catabolic process. The coding region runs from base 1 to 1173 and encodes 390 amino acids.